This is a messenger RNA of Trichogramma pretiosum, 2051 nucleotides long. RefSeq lists its product as uncharacterized. Bases 24 to 1919 code for a protein of 631 amino acids. The record is from RefSeq and is a predicted model, not a curated record. Lineage: Eukaryota; Metazoa; Arthropoda; Insecta; Hymenoptera; Trichogrammatidae. The transcript has a single exon.
AUCCAUUAUUCUCGCCCCAAUAGAUGGGCAUCAUCGAGACCUGCUACUCCGGCCUGCUCGACCAAGUGGUCGUAGUGUCGAGCCAGUUCCGCGACUUCGACAUCUGGCACAGGUACUUCCCCGCGGAGCUGCAGAUGUACACGAUCGGCGGCACCGCCGACACCAACUUCAGCUCCAGACUCGGCCGCGUGAACAACGACGUCUGGUCGCUCAACGACACCAUCGGCCUCGAGUACUACUCGGGCAAUUUGUUCUUGGUGCACACGGGUCGUCGCAACGUCACCGUCGCCUUGGCCCUCAAGCUCGUGCGCAAGACCGUCCUCUGGGACGCUCGCUCCGUCUUCGUAUUCAUCAAUCAGAAGCUGCGAUCGGUCUUGGCCUGCCGACAGGCGCGCCGGGAUCUCAUCGACGCCUGGAUGCGCUUCGAGGUUUUUCGCAUGCUCUACGCCUGCAUCGACGCCGAGAAUCGAGUUCAGAUUUACAGUUUGAAUCCGUUCUCGGUGGAGGUGACCGAUCCCGAGCUGUGGGAGCUCGUCGAGCUCAUCGAGUUGGCCAACGGCGGCCACAAGUACAUGGCAAGCUUUCUGAAAUUAAUAGCCCCUCGAGUCGAAAAGAGACACUGCGAAGAUUUGGUCAUGGCCGUGGAGGGGCAAAAAAUCGACAACGGUUAUCCCGUUCUGGUGGCUGGCGCUCUGCGGGAAAAACUUUUCGAGCUGGAAGAUCCGAAGCUGAACACCAGCCUCGUCGACUCGUACACCGGCUUGGACCUCAAUAUCGUGAAGAUGGCGAUGAAGAAAAUGAACGUCACGACGGUCAUUAUCCUGUCCAACGUGUCGGGGCACUUUCACAAGGGCCAGCCCCAAGGCUCCUUCCGACAACUCAUGGAGAACCAGCACGACAUCCUGGUGGAGAGGAAGUAUCGACGAAAUAUCGGUGAAUUCUGGCGGCUGCAGAACACAGCCAGCGACGAUAGGUCCAUGUGCGUGGUGACGCGCAAAAAGAGCCACGGGUCCGAGGCCGAUAACAGCGUCAUCGUCGUGGAGGUGCUCCAGUACAUAAUCAUGGCGGGCAUCUACCUCGUGACCCUGCCGAUCUUCGUCGUCGUCCUGAAAACCGGACCGCUCCAGGUCAUGAUGGAGUACUACCGGCUGAGCGGCGGACACGCCAGCCUGAGGAUGCCAACGGCUUUCUUGCCUCGGCUCGUCUACAUCUCCAUGGUCUGGAUGAUAUUCUUCGUCGUGACCGGCUGGUUGAGCAGCAACAUCUCGGCGAGGAUGGUCGAGUCGAAGAAUCCCAACAUCGACAACAUGCGCGACCUCGUCAACUCGAACUACACGAUCAAGGGCGUAACUGGCUUCCAGGAGUUCUUAUUCGACGAUCGUCUCGCCAGACGAUUCAUCAACAUAACUACGGUGAAGCAAUGCUACGAAGAGCUGAAGGAAGGCGCGCGUCUCGCCUGCAUCGACGACUGCGAGCUAGCCCCGUACAAUCGGUCGAUUCAUUGGCUGUCCAAGCCGAUCUACCAGACGCUGAUCGCCAACGUGGUGCGCGAGGACUGGCCGCUGCUGCGCAGCUACGAGGACCUCGUCCAGUGGAUGGUCGAGAUGGGCCUGAUCGAAUGGGAAAAAGUAAUCUUCUUUCGGGCGAAGAGAAAUCAUCCCUUCGACGAACACGUGAAAGAUCAAUUGGAGAUGAAGGGCCGGCCCUUGAAACUCCACAAUAUGAGGAUACUGUUCGCCGUUUUCUUCAGUAGAAUGUUGGUCAUUGCUUUGACUAUCUUCGUUGCGGAAAUUCUGAUCGAUCGAUACCUACAGAGGAAACGGCAAAACGAGAUAAUUAGCGUAUUACUGAGCUUGCAGAGAGACAUGAAAAAAUAUCAAUUACAGAGACGUUUACAGGAUGUAAGUGCACCUAAGUAGCUUUUAAAUUUUUCUGGACAGUGCACUUUUCAAAUCAAUAAAUGCUGCGGGCAAUUAACCUUAAUUACCGAGGGCAAAAGUCCAUUAUCUCAUGCAUAAAGCUUCUGAAAAAAAUUGCUUACAUUUAUUGCG